This is a messenger RNA of Nematolebias whitei (Rio pearlfish), 684 nucleotides long. It is a transcript of the gene mcee, whose product is annotated as methylmalonyl CoA epimerase. Gene Ontology annotation, biological process: L-methylmalonyl-CoA metabolic process. The transcript is spliced from 3 exons. The record is from RefSeq and is a predicted model, not a curated record. Gene Ontology annotation, molecular function: methylmalonyl-CoA epimerase activity. NCBI's taxonomy places the organism in Eukaryota, Metazoa, Chordata, Actinopteri, Cyprinodontiformes, Rivulidae. The coding region runs from base 10 to 531 and encodes 173 amino acids. Gene Ontology annotation, cellular component: mitochondrion.
AAUCAAAACAUGGCGUCGUCGAUGCUGAAGGUUGCAGUGACAGGAAUAUCCAGAUGUUCUCACGUCUCGCUCCUGAGGGCACAUUCAACAACAGCAUCCCUUCAUCAGAGUGUUCCUCGGUCCCUGUGGAAGCUGGGUAAACUGAACCACAUAGCCAUCGCUGUUCCUGACAUGGACAAGGCCACAGCCCUGUACCGAGAUGUCCUCUGUGCCACGGUGAGCGACAGAAUCCCCCUGCCUGAGCACGGUGUCUACACCGUGUUUGUGGAGCUGAGCAACACGAAGCUGGAGCUGCUCCAUCCUCUGGGGGAGAAAAGCCCCAUCUCUGGUUUCCUACAGAAGAACAAGUCUGGUGGGUUGCACCACAUUUGUAUAGAGGUAGAUGACAUUCAUGCUGCCGUGGCCGACCUGAAAGCAAAGAACAUCAGAAUUCUGUCAGAAGAACCACGGAUUGGCGCUCACGGGAAGCCGGUCGUGUUUCUUCACCCUAAAGACUGUGACGGUGUGCUGGUGGAGCUGGAAGAAGCCUGAGCAGACCACGGAAGCUGUUUAUGAACGCCUUUAGACUCCACAGACACUUUGAUAAUCACAGUCAUUACCUUCUCACUUCAGGAACCUGCUCAUAACUUCCCUGUUUUGGUCUGAAUUAAUUACAGUCCACCGUGUGUUGUGACUGUUUCAUAA